Messenger RNA from Durio zibethinus, 1087 nucleotides. RefSeq names its product cold-regulated 413 inner membrane protein 2, chloroplastic-like. Gene Ontology annotation, cellular component: membrane. The record is from RefSeq and is a predicted model, not a curated record. NCBI's taxonomy places the organism in Eukaryota, Viridiplantae, Streptophyta, Magnoliopsida, Malvales, Malvaceae.
GGUUAAGGUUCAACGACAAGCACCGCUCCACGUAGGCAAAAAUUCAACUGUUGACAUUGACAAGUAUCAGUUUCCGUCGAACAAUCAAAAGAUAUUUAUUUCUUCGCCAUAGAUACGGUUUUCUUCUCACUGAGAAUAAAGAUGGUGACAAUGUCGAUCUCUCCACCGGCGGCAGUAGCACAAUCUCUUUACAUUCUCAAUAAAAACGCACCGUUUUUUCCUCUUCGAAACGCCCCGUUUCAAGCUGCAAUCAAGCUCUCCACUCUCGCUCACUCCUCUAGCUCGAUCAAUUUCAAUCCUCUCAGGUUUUCGAUAAAGCAUAAGGAAAUAAAGAAGAAGAGUAGAGGAUCGGGUGCGGUUUGCUACGCUGCUCCUCUCUCACCUCGCAAUCUCCAGUGGAUCUCCACCGCCUCUUCUGCGGUUUUAUUGCUUGCAAAAGGAACAGUAAUUCAAAAACAAUUUCUUGUUCCAUUGUUCGCAAUCCAAGCUCCAUCAAGCAUCAUUUCAUGGAUGAAGGCUGAAUAUGGUCUUUGGUCAGCAUUCUUGGCACUGCUUGUCCGUCUGUUCUUCUACAUUCCCGGUGAACUUGAGUUGCCAUUGGUAACACUACUCUUGGUGAUAGUGGCCCCUUACCAAGUAAUGAACCUAAGGGGAUCUCAACAAGGUGCUAUCAUAUCCUUAGUGAUCGCAGCGUAUUUGGCUUUCCAGCAUUUCUCAGGUGCAGGCAGCUUGCAGAAGGCAUUUGACCAAGGUUCAAUUGUUGCCACCAUAGCCAUUGUUUGUAUGACUGCUGUCUCCUGCCUGCUUUUGAUUUGUAUUUAAUGAACAAUAUUUCUUUCAAGCUAUUGAACACGUGUAGAAGGAGAGAGUACUGUAAGAAUAAUAUUAAUUUGCAGACCUUUGUUCUUGUGUUAAUAUGAUGAUGAUUACAAUUUAUGCUGAGAAAAUAAAAAGAAAAGUAUAGAAUGUAUAUGUUCCUUUUUGCUUGACUCUGUAGUGUCAUAGUCAGAGGAAGAUCGGAAGUGCUCCUGAAAUAAUACAAGUUCUGUUUGCAGUGGAAAGAUUAUGAUUAUAGUCCUUGACACUU